Messenger RNA from Bombus terrestris (buff-tailed bumblebee), 747 nucleotides. RefSeq names its product eukaryotic translation elongation factor 1 epsilon-1 (gene AIMP3). Gene Ontology annotation, biological process: positive regulation of DNA damage response, signal transduction by p53 class mediator. NCBI's taxonomy places the organism in Eukaryota, Metazoa, Arthropoda, Insecta, Hymenoptera, Apidae. The record is from RefSeq and is a predicted model, not a curated record. The coding region runs from base 83 to 598 and encodes 171 amino acids. Gene Ontology annotation, cellular component: nucleus; cytoplasm; aminoacyl-tRNA synthetase multienzyme complex. The transcript is spliced from 4 exons.
CGCUCUUUUUGAACAUAACCUAAAAGUUACCCCGCAACUGGUACAAAAACAAGAGGUCGAAGAAGUGUGAGAUUUUUAAACAAUGGUUUUAUGUAACGUAGAAUGUUUAGAAAGAAUUUCAAAUUACUUAGAUGUUUCACCGCUACCACUAGAAAUGCAAGAAAAUGUAAUCGUUACUACGGAAAGGGAAUCAAAUGAAAAGAUAGAAGGGUUUAGUACUAUAAUUCAACUGUUGAUUGAAAAUUCGAAAUAUCCUGACAUACUUGGUAUUGACAAUGAAAUGAAAGCAUUAUCACGUCAAUGGCUGGAAUAUGCAGUUGUCUGUGUUAAUUACGCUGAUACUCCUGCUAAUGCAAAAAGAGUCUUGCAGGAAUUAAAUGUUACAUUAAGAGACAAGACAUAUUUAACUGGUACAGAGAAAACCAUUGCUGAUGUUACAUUGUAUUAUGCUCUACAUUCAAUAAUGCGGGAAUUAACUCAUCAAGAGAAAGCUCAAUAUGUACAUGUCUCAAGAUGGUUUGAUAACAUGCAACAAGAAGAAAAGUUAAGACAACAAUUAGAUUUAAUUUCUUUUGAUUUGUUACAUCUAUUUUUAUGAAUAAAAUAAAGAAAGAGUAGUAAUUUUAUAGACAUUACAUAUUAUUGUUAAAAUAACUUGAGGAACAAUAACAGACAGUUACAUAUUUAUUUGUCAACUUAUAAAAAUAGAAGUAACUAAAUUGACAAAAUAUAAAAUUUAAAACAUAA